GGCAAUGACGUGAACCGAUGCUUGCAAAGCUUCGAUUCUCUCGAUGCACGGUGUCGGAGUUUACGAGCUCUGAACUGCAAAUGUUGCAGUUACACUUGGCAGUCCAGCCGAACGAUCUCCCGCUUUCAGCGAUAAAUCAUAGGUGUGCUGAUAAAGCAUCUCUAAUGGGUGAUUCUGUUUGCCUCCGCUCUGCCAGGAAUGUAGUGUGUUAGCUUCAUCAACCCGCCAUUACAAACUCCUCAUCUUCCAGCUUCAGCGUCUCGCUGAGUGUGCUGUUACUGUGUUUUUGAGAAGUGGGUGUAUGUGGUGAGCAGCAGUCGCUGUAGCUAUGAACGCAGUUCCGGGGCCGAGCUUCUCUUCGCGGUCGUUUUGGACCGGAGUUACAAGUUUUGUAAAGAAUGGGGGGGUUCCCCAGCGAUGGAGAGCGGCGGCUGGUGCGGGAGCUGGGGUUGUUGGCCUGGGGCUAGCAUUGACAAGACCCGAGGUCGCCCCACAUAGGAAAUUGGCUGCUGAGGAGUUGUGGAGGGGUUUGAGUUCGUGGAAGUGUGAUGUGUCGCGUUUUGCGUCUAUUGCUUGGGCAGAGCCCGUGGAGGAGGUUGUGGAGCCAAGCACUGGAAUGACGUUCCCAAGUGUUGUGGAGGAGGGUCGGUUAUUCACUGGUACCGGAUUACGGAAGAAAAGCAUAUUAGGAUUGAAGAAAAUCACUGUGUAUGCCUACGGCGUGUAUGUCGACCCAGCAAGUCUGAAAUCCCAGCUAGGGAACAAGUAUAGCAGUGAAAAUCCUGAGGAACUGAAGAAGAACGAAGAAUUUUAUGACGAUGUGAUGGUAAGCGAUGUGGGUCUCACAGUCCGGCUCGUCAUUGUGUACGGGAGUUUGAAGAUCGGAAGUGUGCGGGGCGCAUUUGAAGAGUCUGUAGGCAGUCGAAUCAAAAAGUUCGGAGGCGCUGCGAACAUCGAACUUCUUCAAAGGUUCACUGGCGCGUUCACUGAUGACAUCAAGCUGCCAAAAGGCACGAUCAUUGACCUUACUCGACUUCCCGGAAACGUCCUCCAGACGAAAAUUGAUGGGACCGAAGUUGGUUCUGUGCAAAGCUCCCUGCUAUGCCGGUCGCUUUUUGAUCUCUACAUUGGCGAUGAUCCCUUCGACAAGGAAGCGAAGAAGCUAAUCGGUCAAAAUCUGGCUUCUUUGCUUUGUUGACAGUAAUAGUGGAAUAAAGCCUCAGGUCAGAUCCUUAUAGUUGCAAUCUUAAGUUCAGCAGCUGGAUUUUUCUAACAGUCAAAAAAUCACUUCUCGAUGAAAGAAAGUUAUUAGCAUUUCAAAUUUGAUUUGGCUUAUGUGAAACUCACGUUUUGAAGAGCGAUCUGCUGCCGAGUAACUUGGUGAUAGUAUACAACAUCCCUCUAAACACGCGAGAGACCUAUUCAUGUCCUCUACUGUACAGCAUUGCGGAUGUCGAUAAUAUCAUCUAGCAACUUGUAAUAGAUAACUUGAUUGUGACACUCAUCAAAGAUGCAUUAGUGUCACCAGUGGUCAGUUUUCUGUUGGCGUUCAUGUUCUUUUGUUACGUGUACAUACAUGUACACACGUCAGCAAAAAGUUCUGGAAUUGCAUGGAAAUACGAUUCUAGCCUGGAGCCCGACUCCAGUGGUGCGGCGGUUGGUCAACGGCAAACGUUAGUUCUCUGUUCCGGGUUGCUGAUCGUUGCUUUUCUUGGCGGUGUGGUACUACGUUCCCCCGUUGCUUUGUGUUUUGUGUUGGUGCUGGUGUUACUGGUGGCCGAGGAAAUCUGGAUUUAGCGUUAUUGUUCCGGUGUGAGAGCUGCUCGUCUUCGACGGUGGUCAUCACCAACCACUAUUCCGUGCUGUUGGUCGAGACAAGCGGCGAGGCUGCUGGCCUAGUCAUGGAACAACUGGGGUUUUUUUUGGUGCUGCGUCGGUGGUGGUGUCGCUGCGGAAAGGCUAGCUAUCUCAGUGUGUGGUGCUAGAGCUACGGGAAGGUGCAGAAUCUUUGUAGUCUUCUUCCGUUGGAAGUGGACUUGAGGUGUGUGAAGCGAGCGUGAAGGUAGUGAUCGACGUAUUCCAGUUGCUGUCGACGACCUUGUUAAGUUGCUGCGCUAAUCUUCACUGGCUCAGCUUCGGAUUGUAUUGCGCGUGGACUAGAAGCUCGAGAUCUUGUGACGUGGUGGCAUUCUGGAUUUACCCUCUCUUGCGUUUCGUUGGAGCGGCGUUUUCGUUGGGGCACGGCGGCUGUAGCCGCGGUUACCAUUCGGCAUCGAUUUUUUUAUUUUAUUUUAUUUUAUUUUUGGAGGUGUAGGGUGGUUCCAAUCUGAGGCUGUAGAGGAGCCGGUGGUUAGACGACUUGCGGUGGUGUUGCAUUUGCUCGUCCAGGUUCUGUCAUUUCUGGUCCUGCGAUUGGCGACGGCAUCGAGCUCAUGGUGAAGUCUUCCUCAAGCAGGGGUUGCGACGUUAUUUUUGUUGUGUUCUCUCACUGCGAGGAGUGUUUCCGUAUCCGUUUUUCCCCUCGGCAUUGGUUCUUGUCGCUGUAUAACGGCGGCUGGUCUUUCCUUGCGGCAAAAGGUUUGGUGGCGUCGACUGUCGACGGCUCUGGAGUUCGAAUCGUUCGAUCAUCCGAAGCGUUUUCUGCCCACUUGGGGCUUGGCACUGUUGUUGGCAGUCAGAAUCGAGAGCAGUCUUCUUCAUUGCCUCUGUAGAGCACGAACCGGAUCUGUGCUCCGCCAUCGUCAAAUAUUCAUCUAUCGGCUUUGUUUUUGUUUUGUUUAAGACUGGAUUUGCUUAAUUUGGUGACCUGCGGCAUUGGCUAUACGUGUUGCAGUGCCCUAGUUGUCGUUGCAGGGACGUAGUCGGAAGGUUGGAGCAGAUCCGAGGUUGAGAGGAUUGUGUGAGUGUGAAGAUUGGUGCGGGGGUUCGGAAGAGUGAACAACUUGGAUCAUUAAUCGUCGACGAGCAAAUUCAUGAUCUUGCAGCUAGACAACGGCGGAUGUUCCAACCAUUUACACUUCACGUUAUCAUCUGUUAUAUCAUGUGUUUGAUCGCCGUGCUGCGCAUCAUAACGUCGACUUUGCUAUUGGGUAUUCUUGUUGCUCUGCGGCAACUUCUAGUGUUCGGCUCGUUGUCUACAUCUCCAGAUUUGUAUGGACACGGCAGAGGCGAAUCCACAAGUAGAACGUAGUCGACCGCAACCCAAGUUGGUGGCCUGUAUGGAUCUGCGAUUUUCAAGUGCCUAGCAGAAAGAAUUAAGUAGAAUAGAAGGUACUCUAGAAUAGAAUAGAUGUGUUGAAGGAAUCUCUAGAGAAGAAUCUUAGUAAUCCUCAUACUAUAGCCACUCCUCGGCAAAUUGGCUGAGGCAGUUGUGCAAGGACCGCACAUUGUGGCGUCUAUAGGAAUAAUCUGGAGAGCGUGCUGCAGCUGCUCCAAUUGUUGAUAUCUUACGCUACAAUUCACAAGAUCACCUCAAAUUUCAA
Molecule: messenger RNA, 3482 nt
Organism: Physcomitrium patens
Lineage: Eukaryota; Viridiplantae; Streptophyta; Bryopsida; Funariales; Funariaceae
Product: fatty-acid-binding protein 1
Molecular function (GO): intramolecular lyase activity
Source: RefSeq, a predicted model, not a curated record